Ilex paraguariensis (yerba mate) is the source of this 369-nucleotide messenger RNA. The record is from the annotation of a GenBank genome assembly. Lineage: Eukaryota; Viridiplantae; Streptophyta; Magnoliopsida; Aquifoliales; Aquifoliaceae.
AUGUGUAGGGAUGGAAAGAAGAAGUCAGAAGCAAAGUCAUUCCUAAAGUGGGUAAACCAACUGUGGAUGCUUCUAAACAAUCUGGCAAAGUUUCGGAUCCGCAGACCCAUCAUGGUGAUGUUGUUUCUAGUCAUUAUGAGCAAAAGGAAGAUGUUUGUCCAACGAACCAUGGUAACACCGUUGGGUGAGGGUGUUGAACAAGACAUGGAAGUUGAGGACAUUUUAUCGGUGCCGACAGACAACAAUGUACUGAAAGAUUCACAAGAAGUGAUUAUUGUUCCGAACACUCCCAAUGAUUGGGAUAUUUUAGAAGCUACUAUGGUGGCUCAGGGUGAUAGUUUGGUGGAGGCUCCAUUUUUAAUUUUGUAA